Messenger RNA from Pistacia vera, 1749 nucleotides. Its product is annotated as serine/threonine-protein phosphatase PP1. The coding region runs from base 333 to 1316 and encodes 327 amino acids. Gene Ontology annotation, molecular function: protein serine/threonine phosphatase activity. The record is from RefSeq and is a predicted model, not a curated record. Gene Ontology annotation, cellular component: nucleus; cytoplasm. The transcript is spliced from 5 exons. NCBI's taxonomy places the organism in Eukaryota, Viridiplantae, Streptophyta, Magnoliopsida, Sapindales, Anacardiaceae.
AUUAUUUCUCUCUCUUCUUGUCUUCAUAUUCAAUUUCCCUAAUAUCUAUCUUUUGAUCCUAAUAUUUUUCUUUCUUUUUUUUUCAUUUCUCCUGUAUAUUCAACAUAUAAAUUCCCUUGCUUUCUCUUGGUUGACCCAUCUUCUCUCUCUCUCUCUCUCUCUCUCUCUCUCUCUCUAGAUAUCCAGAAACUUGGUGUUUUUGUUUCAUCUUUUUCUCUAUUCAGCAGACUUCUUGUUGAAAAGUUGAAGCUUUUGAUCUAUUUAUCUCAAAGAAUUCAUUUGUGAUUGUGUCCGUUGAGACUUGGUUGGUUUGAUUUGAAUUGAAGAUAAAAAUGAUGAUGAUGACAAUGGAAGGGAUGAUGGAUAAAGCAGUAUUGGAUGAUAUAAUAAGAAGGCUAUUGGAGGGCAGAGGGGGCAAGCAGGUGCAAUUAUCAGAGGGAGAGAUCCGCCAACUUUGUGUCAACGCUCGCCAAAUCUUCUUAUCUCAGCCUAAUCUUCUCGAGAUUCAUGCUCCUAUUCGAAUAUGUGGUGAUAUUCAUGGUCAAUACCUAGACCUCCUCAGAUUAUUUGAACAUGGUGGUUACCCUCCCGCUGCAAACUACCUCUUUCUUGGGGAUUAUGUUGAUCGAGGCAAGCAAAGUUUGGAGACAAUAUGUUUGCUUUUGGCAUAUAAAAUAAGAUAUCCAGAAAAAAUUCACCUCUUAAGAGGAAACCAUGAGGACCCUAAGAUCAAUCGGGUUUAUGGAUUCUAUGACGAGUGUAAAAGGAGAUUUAAUGUUAGACUUUGGAAAAUAUUUUCUGACUGCUUUAAUUGCUUGCCAGUGGCCGCACUCAUCGAUGGGAAGAUACUUUGUAUGCAUGGGGGACUUUCUCCAGAGUUGCAAAAUUUGGAUCAAAUAAGGCAAAUCUCUAGGCCUACUGAUAUUCCUGAAAAUGGUCUCCUCUGUGAUCUGUUAUGGUCUGACCCUGAUGCUAACAUUGAGGGCUGGGCAGAUAGCGAUCGAGGUGUUUCAUGUACUUUUGGACCAGAUAUAGUUGCUGACUUUUUGGAAAAGAAUGAUCUUGAUCUCAUUUGCCGAGGUCAUCAGGUGGUGGAGGAUGGAUACGAGUUUUUUGCUAAGCGAAGAUUAGUCACAAUUUUUUCAGCUCCAAACUAUGGCGGGGAAUUCGACAAUGCUGGUGCUCUAUUGAGUGUCAAUGAAGCUCUUGUGUGUUCCUUUGAGAUCUUGAAGCCAGCUGAUAAUAGAGCAUCUUCAAGCCGUUCUAAUUCUAGGAUGAUGUCUCUUAAGAAACCCCCGAAAACUGGGAAGGCUUGAUGUGGAACGAGGGAUUUCUGGAGAUUUUCUUUUAGUUCAAAUAGGAGAUACAGAAAGCUUGAUUCAUGCUAGAGUUUGAUUCUGUUAAGACAUAGAACUCAGCCUUUCAACGAGCGGAGUGUCCAUAAAUUAAUUGCAACCGGAAGUGUUCUGAAAAAAGAAUCUGUAAAUCAACGGUACACAAAAAUCUUCAAUGCAAGAAACGGAAUUUUUUGCGUUUGGCAUCCUUUGAUCUCUUUUUGCAGCAGCUGAUUGGGUUGGAAAUGAUUUGAGAAAUGUCCUGCCUUGGUUCUUGUUUCAGUAUUUGUAAAUUAUAUAUACCAUUUGUGGUUUGCUCAGGUCUCUCUUAUUAGCAGCAUGCCUCAUUAAACAGCUAAAUUCUGUACAAAACAUGCGAUGUUUCAUUUAAGUCUAAUCUUUAACUUUACAGUAA